UUGGUAAUAAAGUGUAAUGAACAUUAGUCAAGAUGUCUAUAUUUUUCGACUUUAAAGUAGGACCAAAUGGUAGAAGAUUCAGAAGAGCUGUAGAAGGUGAUAAGCAUGAUAUAGAGUUGAUAAUAAAUCUCAAACAUACUGAACGGCUCUUUGAUAAUGUUGAUAUCGGGAAAUUGAUAGAAUUAUCAACUUUGUCAAUAUGCAUGAUAAAUAAUAAAAAGGAAGUGAUAGGGUUCAUGGCGCUUUGUGACCAUCCAAACAUAAAUGGAGUCGAUCCUUCGGAUUGGGAAACAUGGAUACGGAAUCUAUUUCAAAAAUAUUAUUUAUCCAGAAAUACUUUGUUCGUUCAUUUCAUGUGUUGUAUUGAUGCCGUCAUGGAUAUUUUCAUCGAGGAAGCUUUUGUGUCGAUAUUCCGUAAUGACGUUUACCUUUUAAACAUCGUGUUGGUCGUGCCGCCUGGUUGCCCAGAAGGUUGGAUGUCCAGAUAUAAAACAUUUAAGAAGCGCAAUAUAUACAAAUUCAAGCCAAAAAUAAACAAUGGUACCGAAAAUCUUAUGUACCUUUACACUGCGAUACGUAAUGACUUUUGUCCUAAAUUAAAAAUACGUCGAGCGGUAGAAGAAGACAAUGAUGAUAUAGUAAAUAUUCUGGGAAAAAAUUGUCCCAAAUUACAAGAAAUGUAUGGCGAGUUUUAUAUAAGUGAAAUUAUCGGGCGCCAUCCAGAAAUGGAUAGAACAAUAAUUGUUGCUGAUUACCAAGACCAAGCAGUUGGAGUCAUGUGCCUGAACUCCAAGAUGAAUUAUGAUGUGCUGCAAAAUACUUAUGAACUUGGACCCCUUCAUGGUCUACGAAAACCGACAGCUUUAGAAAAAGAAAAAUAUAAGCGAUCGAAUACUUUACUAAAUACUUUUGGAGAGCCAAUUAUGCUUGGAAAAUGGAGUCCAUAUCACGAACUGCAGCCAGAUAUGGACGAAGUUAAUGUUGCGCCGUCAAUAAAGAAAGUACCUGGCAAAACUAAAACGCACAGUAAAGUUAAUUUUGACCGGAAAUCAGCUAUGCGGAAAAGUUUCGAUCAUUUUUAUUACAGGAAUCAAUAUUCCGAAGACAGCGAAAGGGAACUAAAUUCUCCAACACCAUCAACUGCAACCAAUCCAUCAUUUGUGAAUUACCUUCUAGAUGACGAUCCCUUUGAUUACGAAAUUGUUAAUAUCGAUAAUCGUCUUUUGACUGUACCGGAAGUACUGUCUUCAGAAUUCUUAUUGCCUAAUAAAGAUGAAGGACCUCGGCAUUCUCGUCCAAUGCAGAUUCAAGAUAGAGUGAAGCGAAGAACUUCUAUACUUAGAAAUAAAAGCAACCAAAAUAAUGAAUUGCAAACAUUCGCUGGUGAUCCGAAUGCUUUUAUGAUCGAAUUGUUGGCAUUUAGAGAAGAUGUGGAUGAGACACAAGCCUUCCAUUUGCUAGAAGCAGCAUUUGAAAUUAUGAAGGAAUACGAUUAUUGCGUUAUUCGGGUGCCGUGUAAAGAUAAGAGUUUCCAUUUACUUGAGCAUUUCUGUUUCGUUCCCAUUAAAGAAGAAACUUCAACAGACUACGCUCUUUAUGUUGCUCAUCGGAGUUCUGUGCUCAGCAAAUUAAGGGUUCGUAGGGCAGAGUUAAUCGACGUACCUCAAAUUGCUGAACUCUUGAGGAGUUUAGACGGAAAAGAGACAUUAUGGACUGUAGAAAAUACUAUUAUUCACAAAAGUGACCUACAGUGCUACGUGUUACUGAGUGGCGUCACACUUAUCGGUGUUGGUAUAUUAGAGUGAGUUUUCACACUAAAAGCUGUUUUAGUGUAUCCCGUAUUCGAACCUCAUUACAGGUUCUUCGCCAGAGAUAUGAUAAGGCUUUCUGGAUCGAACGCUAUGAUGUGGUUAACUGCAUAUAGAAAUAAAUGGGUAACACAUAAAGCGAAUUCAUUAGCUGCUUCUAUGAUUCCUCUUAUGCCAAGAAGUUCAAAAAUUGUUUAUAUAUCUACGCCAGAACUAAGACGGAUCCGCAAACUUUCCAAUACUGUAAUGGCAUUUAGUAGCUGGUUUAUAAGCAAGAAGUUAACAAGUGUUCCAAAAAUCAAUAUUAACGCUAGAAUUCUUAUCAUUGGAGCUUCGAGAACUGCUAUGGCAUUUCUUAAUACGCUGCUUUUCAGUGAUUCGUGUUCUUAUUUGUUUUUCACUAAUGUGACUCUAGUGUCGCCCAAUGGUUUACCAUACACGAGAAAAACAAAUCCACUCUCUGAAAUGAUGUUCCAAAAAUAUUACACAAAUUCCGAUAAAUACCUUAAAAGCGUUCCAUAUACGUAUUAUGUGCAUGUCAUUCAAGGGACAAUGGUCGAGAUUGAUAAACGUAAAAAACACAUAUAUCUAUCAAAUGGUCGCAAAUGUGACUAUGAUUUUCUAUUUUUACUAUUUGGAAAGCAAUAUCAACAUCCGGAUUACUUAAAGUCUAUAUUUAAAAGAAAAAAGGAUGUGAGGAGCGGAAAGCUACCUCAAUAUACUCGUCUUGAUAUACCACAGCCUAGAUUAGAACCAGGCGUUAUUAAUUAUACCCCGGCAAACGUUUUCAUAAUAAACACGAUAACAGAUGCUAACAAAGCACUCGACUUUGUCCGGAAAUUAAGUUGGCUGAAUGCGUAUAAAAUACUCGUAUACGGUGCUUCGAAACACGUUUACUGUUGUUUGGCAACUUUAAUUGAAAUGAAGAUACCAACUGAAAACAUAAUUUUUAUAGAACCUUUUCCAUCUUUACAUAUUAGAAAAAUGAGGGUGUCGUUAUUUUGUAAUUCUUAUGUAGAUAAAACCGUGUGCGAACUUCUAGAUAAUCUGAAAAUCAAAAUUUAUCGUUCUUAUUAUUUUCACGCUUGGCAUAUGGAUGUUGACAAUCUAGUUACUCAAGUUGAUUUCCUUUCUCAAUUUCAUCUGUUACAACUAAAAUGCUCUGCCCUAUUUUAUUAUGGCACCCGAGGUGUUAAUGAGCAAGCGUUUUUUGCUAUUAAUAAGAGCGGUAUGGCAUAUGAUGGCGGUAUUCUAAUAGAUCAUCAGUGUAGGACUAAGGAUCCCUCAAUUUAUGCCGCCGGACCAGCCACCAGAUAUUAUAGAAGGUACUAUGCUGAAGCAAUGCGUCAAAAAUAUUACGAUGCCUACGAAGUUGGAGCCAAGCUUGGCUCUCAAAUAAGGGAUCUGUUAGAUCCACUUUUUAAAGAAACACCUAUGGAGAUGGGAAAGAAAGGAAAAGGUUCAAUAAAAUGUGUCAGUUUUGAUUCGUCUUCAAUAAAUACGAAAGAGACUGUUGAUAUUUCGGAAUCAAUUAAUACUAAAACAUCUUAUCAAUCAAGCGAUUUGGAAGAAUUUCAAAAAAUCCCAACCUUUAAAAAGCCGCAUGUUACACAAUUCAUGCUUCCUGGUGGUCUUCAAUAUUUAGAGGUGCGAUCGCCAGGGAUGAAGGUUCCUCAUCAUUAUGUACAAUCCUUGCAGUACAAUGGUAUUGUGAUGGAAACUUUUAAAAACGGGUAUUUUAAACUUCGCAUGUCAAACGAUCUUAUUGUUGAUGGAAUUACAUGUUUGACUCCAGAAAAAAUUUCGCUCGAAAAUUUUAAAAAUCUCUAUGGUCUCUCUUCAACUGUUCUGAAUAAUGUUUAUUUGCGAUAUACUGUGAGGAUUUUUUCCAUAAAUUAUAACCUGCCGUUAUUAUUUUCUUAA
Vanessa tameamea is the source of this 3731-nucleotide messenger RNA. Its product is annotated as cilia- and flagella-associated protein 61-like. The transcript has 25 exons. The record is from RefSeq and is a predicted model, not a curated record. Lineage: Eukaryota; Metazoa; Arthropoda; Insecta; Lepidoptera; Nymphalidae.